CUAACGACACGUGUUGUUUUUGCCUGUUCAGACUACAGGUGAGGUCCGAUUACACUGUCGAUGUCCCAAGUGCUCUGAGAAGACGGCCGGCCACAUUUAAAAGGCCAUGGGGAUAGUUAAAUCUUUAUUUCAGAGGGAUCCAUUGGGUGAUGACACCAGCAAUGAAACUCAAGGGCUAACGGGCAGCAAAUAUCCCCAGUAUCAAAUUCCAGAUGCAAGUCCUUCCACAAAAGAGCAGAUUGAAGGGCUACGGGCGAAGGCCAACGACUACCGCCAGAGAUACCAUGACUUGUCGAGGCGUGCUAAACAAGCCUACAACAGCGGACACAAAGCAGACGCUCACACAUUCUCACAGCAGGCUCACGAUAACAAGGAGGAAAUGGAGGACGCCGACAGAAAAGCCGUGGACCUUCUGAUCCGACAACAGCAAGCGUCGAUCAACCAGGGAGAGCUCGAUCUUCACGGAUUCUAUGUGAACGAAGCCAUUGAUUGUGUGCGAGAUGUACUAGCCGACCAGUCAGAAACAUAUCAACUGACGGUCAUCACUGGGAAGGGCCUACACAGCACGGGUGGCGUUGCUAAGAUACGCCCAGCUGUCAUCAGCUAUCUGGAGAAGCAUAACUACAGGUACACACUGUGUCCAGGUGUGAUUGAAGUCGGCAUCCAGACAGUUGCCCCUCGAAAACCACGGGGGGACGAGGAUGAGUGCUGCGUCAUCUGUUAAGAUUCUGCCAAACACUUGCCGACCUCACCCCUAACCAUCCAACACUUACCGACCUCACCCCUCCUCACUCCCUCCCCACCCAGCAUUUGCCGACCUCCCCCUCUCCUCUCCCCACCCAACACUUGCCGACCUCAACCCCCCUCACUCCCUCCGCAACCAACACUUACCGACCUCGAAAUGCGCGCCAUAGGUCCCGGGAUAUAGCUUUAAUAUUGCUGACUGCGGCGUUAAAUAGAGAAUCUCACCCGAUAGUCUUUUGAUAUCAAAUAUAUCAACACGAGUUGAUAAAACUGAAAAAAUUCCGAGGCUUGCCGAGGAUUUUUGCCACUUUUAUCAACGCGCCAACGCGCCAACGCGCCAACACGCCGCGAUAUAACUGGAAUCAUGUUAAAAGCGGCGCUAAACCCACCUCACUUACUCACUUUAAAUAUAUUACCUGAUACAAUCACACUCGUCAAUCCGUGUUUAUGUGCGGUGCUCCUAGAUGCUCGUCGUGUGUAUGUAUGGUGUCCUCAUUACGUGUUUGCCAGGUUAAUUGCCGUUUACAGGUAGAUACGCAUACGUAGCACGAAGACUUCAUGCAGAUGUCAGAGGUUUUUCAUGAAAAAAAUUACCCUCCCUUAAUACUUGUCAUAUUUUGGGAUGACCCUCCCCAUGUCCUUGUACAUUUUUUCAUGACCCUGUCCGAAAAGAUCGAAUUCAAAAGAACUUUAUUUUUUAUCAAAAAAUGUGAAUGUACUCAUGGCCCUCCAAAGUAUGUGUAUUAUUUUUUAUGACUCUCCUUAAGAGAUUGUCAUAUUUUUUAGUGCCCCUUGACCCCACCCCCAUGACUCGUGACUGAUCCCUUACUGCGACGGGAAACGGACAAAUCUGACAAAAUACUCAAUGGAUUCCCCAUUUUGGGAAGACCUACUAGCAUUUGACGUGGCCCUAUUCCAUUAUAUUUUGGCUGAGUUGUACAUGUUGGCAUACGAUGUGUCUCAGAGAUCCUUAUUCUUUGGUGGCACCGACUACGAUCGGUUGUUUCCACUGAAUGAAACCAGUUUCCAAAAGAAAUAUUGCUUUAACAGAUAAUAUGUCCUUCGUGCGAACAUCCCCAAACGUCAUUUUUCUGGUUUUAAAUCAUUUCCAGACACUAUCGUAAGUCACGUGUCGGUUGUUUUAUGCACAUAUAAAUACAGUAUUGCCGCUUUGGGUCUUUCAGUGCUUUGUCUUUAUGUAUUCUCCCCGAUGACCAUGACUUUUAUGUUUAUUUUCAACUGCUUGAACUGAUGCUAUUAUUGACCAAACCGUGAUAUGAUGUCUUUUUUUCUGCUGUUCUGCCUCAUCACUGUUGAGCACUUGCCAGGGCAUUACCUAUAUAUUUCCCCCCUCCAUUUUUGGAGCUAUUUUCACAUGUUGCAAU
This is a messenger RNA of Haliotis rufescens (red abalone), 2129 nucleotides long. Its product is annotated as smr domain-containing protein YPL199C-like. Lineage: Eukaryota; Metazoa; Mollusca; Gastropoda; Lepetellida; Haliotidae. Bases 107 to 724 code for a protein of 205 amino acids. The transcript is spliced from 7 exons. The record is from RefSeq and is a predicted model, not a curated record.